Messenger RNA from Cylicocyclus nassatus, 1407 nucleotides. The record is from the annotation of a GenBank genome assembly. Lineage: Eukaryota; Metazoa; Nematoda; Chromadorea; Rhabditida; Strongylidae.
UCCUAUUAGAUAUCACCAGCGACUACUAUCUGAACUUGGCGAAUCAUUUUGUCAUUCACACUCGUUCUCUUCUAAAAUCUCAUGGAAGACGUUCUUAACAUCGAUAAGAUCAUUGGCGAUCGCGGUUUUAUGGCGUCUUCUAGUGAUGACGAAGAGGAUACUGUGCAAUUAUCCAAAGUCAAGACUUCAUUAAGCAAUCGUUUAGCCAAUAUUUUUGCUGAAGAGGCGACUUCGACACAAUUUGCGCUCGAGCAAAGGGCUUCUCCGGAAAAGAGAAGGUCUCUUGACUCCUCUUCAACCACAUUAUUCUCAGCUGUGGUCAAUCUCUACUUACGUGACAGCCCUACAACUCCUUUCGUACCGAAGGGGCGAGUUGGAGCAGCUGUAAUUAGGAAUAGUACGUUGGAUCUUCUCGUGUUCUAUACUGCAAACAAAAAAGCUCUGUUGGUCGUAUCUCUUGGCUCUGGGAAAAUAGCUAAAAUUGAGAAAGAUCAGCGAUGUCGACUUGUGGUGUCUGCUUCUACGAGUUUCGCAAUCACAUUUGUAAAAAGCGAAGACGAAUGUAAACUCACUGCCUUGCUCAUGCUUCUGUGCUGUAUAAACAGAGUAGAUUUAGAAGAAGGAAGUGGUAUUGAGGUGUAUAUAGGCUCUUCAGUACUGUAUGAGGUUACACCUUUGAUAUACGACGGUGCUUCCAUAAAGAUAUGCGCAGAUGAACAGUCCAAGCUGCGCUUAUCGCCCAAAUCUGAACCUUGGGUCUUACAAACCGUUGGAAUGAAAAAAUCAGGAAAACGCUUGCUUCGAAAAGACGACAAAAGUGUAGUGUUGAUCCAUGUUAAGAAAAUAAAGCAACAUAGAGCAGCGGAUGACUCUAGCGCAGCCUCUCUUGUCUCUGUUACACAACGCUUGACGGUUAAUGAAAAUUUUGAUGAGCCGAAAGAACAACGACGUGAGAUUCUGCCUCAACGCGCUUCUCUUGAAAAAGUUGUUCUACCUGAUGAAAUCUUAUUAGCGAGCGAAACCUUAUCUUCAAAAAGUGGUAGUAUAUCACCUCCACCUGUCAAAUUAUCUUCUGAACCAACUGCAUAUGCUGAACCUUCGGUGUCUUGCGAAAUUGAAGACGAUCGCCCCGAAAGAUCGUCAUUACGCCAGACGAUGAAAGAACAACAGCAAGGACAAGCAGGAGCAGUGAGCUUGUCAGCUGAUGGCAUUUUGAAUGUACAAAAGAUUAUUGGAGCAGAAAUUGAUCGAUUAGAGAUACGUCUUGUAGCGGCGUUGGAACGAAUGGUAGAUAGACAGAUGAGCUCUUUAAGGGGAGAGAUGCAAGAAAUCAAGGAACGGCAAGAGACACUGCUGAAGAAACUGGAAGAGUCGCAACGAAAUAGGGAGGAAAGUACCGGUUCAUGA